GCCGCCCUGCUCCUCUAGGUCCCAGGCGCGCCGCCGAGCUCUCGCCGACGGGUGAGCGGCCCGGGGCCUGAGGUCGCCCAGACGUCGGAGGAGCCGGGUCACGAGGCUGGAGUCCCGCCGGGCGGUUCUGGAGCCUCCCGCCUGCGGAGUGCGGCCGGGGAGGCGCGGCCCGGGAACGCCAGAUCCUGGGGAGAUCUGCCUGCUGGAGACUGCACCGUCCUCAGGGGAGAGCCCGGAGAGAACAUGGCUGCUGGGCGGCGGGAAGCGAGGCCCCAGGUGUCACUGACGUUCGAGGACGUGGCUGUGCUCUUCACCCGGGAUGAGUGGAGAAAGCUGGCUCCUUCUCAGAGAAACUUGUACCGCGAUGUGAUGCUGGAGAACUAUAGGAACCUGGUCUCACUGGGAUUCCCAUCUACCAAACCAAAAGUGAUCUCCCUGUUGCAGCAAGGAGAAGAUCCCUGGAAGGUGGAGAAAGACAGUUCUGGCGACUCCUCUCUGGGAUGUAAGAGCAUGCCUAAAAUGACAAAGUCAACUCAAACUCAGGAUUCAUUUCAGGAGCAAAUGAGGAAAAGACUGAAAAGGGUUGAACCCUGGAACUUCAUACCAGAAAGACCUUGCAUAUAUGAAGAGAAAUUAAAGAAACAGCAGGACAAAAAUGAAAAUUUACAAAUAUUUUCAGUUGCCCAUACAAAAAUCCUUACUGUAGAUAGAAGCCAUAAAAAUGUUGAAUUUGGCCAGAACUUCUACCUGAAAUCAGUCUUCAUUAAGCAACAGAGAUUUGCUAGAGAAAAAACUCCAUCAAAAUGUGAAAUACAAAGAAAUAGUUUCAAGCAGAAUUCAAAUUUACUUAACCAAUCAAAAAUCAAAACAGCAGAGAAACGCUAUAAAUGCAGUACAUGUGAAAAAUCCUUCAUUCACAAUUCAUCCCUUCGUAAACAUCAGAAAAACCACACUGGAGAAAAAUUAUUUAAAUGUAAAGAAUGUUUAAAAGCUUUCAGCCAAAGUUCUGCUCUUAUUCAGCAUCAAAGAACUCACACAGGAGAGAAACCCUAUAUAUGUAAAGAAUGUGGGAAAGCCUUCAGCCAUAGUGCAUCCCUUUGUAAGCAUCUAAGAACCCAUACUGUGGAGAAAUGCUAUCGAUGUAAAGAAUGUGGUAAAUCCUUCAGCCGAAGGUCUGGGCUUUUUAUACAUCAAAAAAUCCAUGCUCAAGGAAAUCCUAAUAAAUACAAUCCAGGUAGGAAGGCAUCUAGUUGCAGCACAUCCCUUUCUGGAAGUCAGAAAAUUCAUCUCAGAAGGAAGUCCUACUUAUGUAAUGAAUGUGGCAACACUUUUAAGUCUAGCUCAUCCCUUCGUUAUCAUCAGAGAAUUCACACUGGAGAGAAACCUUUCAAAUGUAGUGAAUGUGGGAGAGCCUUCAGCCAGAGUGCAUCUCUUAUUCAACAUGAAAGAAUUCACACUGGAGAAAAGCCCUAUAGAUGCAAUGAAUGUGGGAAAGGCUUUACUUCUAUUUCACGACUUAAUAGACACCGAAUAAUUCAUACUGGAGAGAAAUUGUAUACUUGUAGUGAAUGUGGUAAAGCCUUAAGUUCCCACUCAACACUUAUUAUUCAUGAGCGAAUUCAUACUGGAGAGAAACCCUGUAAAUGUAAAGUAUGUGGAAAAGCCUUCAGACAGAGUUCAGCUCUCAUUCAACAUCAGAGAAUGCAUACUGGAGAAAGACCCUAUAAAUGUAAUGAGUGUGGGAAAACUUUCAGGUGUAACUCAUCACUUAGUAAUCACCAGAGAAUUCAUACUGGAGAGAAACCAUAUCGAUGUAUAGAAUGUGGGAUGUCUUUUGGCCAAAGUGCAGCUCUUAUACAACAUCAGAGGAUUCAUACAGGAGAAAAACCCUUUAAGUGUAAUACAUGUGGAAAAACUUUUAGACAAAGCUCAUCACUUAUUGCACAUCAAAGAAUUCAUACUGGAGAGAAACCCUAUGAAUGUAAUGCAUGUGGGAAACUCUUUAGCCAGAGGUCAUCCCUCACGAAUCAUUAUAAAAUUCAUACUGAAGAGGACUCCUUAAAAGCCGAUAUGCAUGUGUGAAAGCCUUAAACCAAAAUUCAUCAGAGAAUACAUGCUUGAGAGUGAUUUAUUAAAUAUAAUGACUAUGAGAAAACGUGUAGUUCUCACCAGAUACUAAGUUUUAAGAAUAAACUUUAGCUAUAUAAUAACUAUCGGGAAAGCU
Molecule: messenger RNA, 2224 nt
Organism: Rhinopithecus roxellana (golden snub-nosed monkey)
Lineage: Eukaryota; Metazoa; Chordata; Mammalia; Primates; Cercopithecidae
Gene: ZNF354B
Product: zinc finger protein 354B
Exons: 5
Coding region: 244-2082 (612 amino acids)
Biological process (GO): regulation of transcription by RNA polymerase II
Cellular component (GO): nucleus
Molecular function (GO): RNA polymerase II transcription regulatory region sequence-specific DNA binding; DNA-binding transcription factor activity, RNA polymerase II-specific
Source: RefSeq, a predicted model, not a curated record